AAUUCUGAUCCUGCUGGUCCGAGUGCCGCCAAAUGAGAUGGCAGUGUAAAGUCUGUGGAUUCAGAGCGACAACAACGGGUGAUCUUUUGCAGCAUUACAGACUACAGCACAGGACUUUUGAGAUUGGAAAUCCGGUACCUUGGUUCGAUUAUGACUGUCCAUGCUCCUUUAAAACAUUAAGUGCCCUUCGCACACAUUUGUCAAGAUAUCAUGCAGAGGAUGAAGCUAAGGGGCCAGGAGUAGUCCUCUCUUUCACAUGUGUUAUUUGCUCAGCUAAAUAUCCCACUGAAAAAGAAUAUUUCAGACACCUCGGCAAUCACCUAAGGAGUCAUGAAACCGUACAGUGUGUUUUUGUUGGAUGUAAAUUCAAGACAAAUAUACAUGGAACAUUCUGUGUGCACAAAAGCAGAAAGCACAACCCUCAUUCACUUGAAGACUUAAAGCCAGAUGUCAUUGGGGAACACCAAACUUUACCAAAUGAAACUGAUCUUUUCGUCCCAGGUGAUAGUGAUCAUGAUGAUACCAGUAUACAUCCUCCAGUGGAUAUAUCAAAUGAAAUUCACCAAAGAAUUGGCUCAAUUCUCUUGAAGUUGGAAAGUGUGCACAACGUUUCUGGUAAAUGUAAAGAUGAUUUGGUGGAGGAGCUUCAUUUUCUAUACACCGCUUCUGCUCCAGUAAUUCGUCAGCUUGUUGAUGCAAGUUUGAAGAAGUAUAAUUGUGCUGUGGAAGAGGACAUAGUUAACAAAUUGGUAGAGGAACUAUGCAAGUCACACCCUACAAGCAAGGCACUGGGAGUAGAUGGGCCCUUUGGUUCUGUGUAUAAGAGAAGACAGUAUUUCAAGACACAGUUUGAAUUUAUCCAGCCAGUAGAGUACAUCCUUGAUUCGCAGGAGAAUCUCAGCUUUCAAUAUGUGCCCCUUCUUCAGACCUUGGAGCAUAUAUUAACCAAUAAGGAUAUUGCACAUGAGGUUUUGAAAAAAACAAUCUCAUCCACUCGGUAUGAAUAAUUUCAAGACGGGCAAAAUUUCAAACAAAAUCCAUUUUUUGCUGUAGAAGAACCAAGAAUAGCAUUACUUCUUUAUGUUGAUGAUUUUGAGGUUUGCAACCCAUUAGGGACGUCACGUAAGAAACACAAGAUCACCGCAGUUUAUUGGAUCCUGGCAAAUGUACCACCUGGAC
This is a messenger RNA of Eleginops maclovinus (Patagonian blennie), 1179 nucleotides long. RefSeq lists its product as uncharacterized. The record is from RefSeq and is a predicted model, not a curated record. Bases 33 to 1007 code for a protein of 324 amino acids. NCBI's taxonomy places the organism in Eukaryota, Metazoa, Chordata, Actinopteri, Perciformes, Eleginopidae. The transcript has 2 exons.